AUGUCUUCCGGAGAAAACAAGUUACGACCGGCCACAACUGCAGGUGGCCAUAUUGAGGAUCGCGGCCAGCCGGCUCUCCCUGUGGUACAUCGGCGCUUUGCCAACCCAUCACCACUGGGUCUGCUCUCUUUCGCUACAGGUAUUGUCCUCAACCCAUUUGGUACUCUGAGUCCAGACUUCCAACAGGCCAUCGCCAUCUAUAUAUGGGCAUGGUUCAUCCUGACAGUCAUAUAUACUAUUGCUGCAGUGAGAAGCUCCUGGGUACUCUUUCUUGAUCUUCUGGCAUUAGAUAUCUGCCUUAUCUUACUGGCUGCUGGCAAUAUGGUAAACAGCAUGUCUGUUCUCAACGCAGGCUAUGCUUUUGGAUACUUGGUUGCUGUUAUGAGUUACUGGGCUGGAUGCGCAGGUCUUUUUGCUGGAGGUGUAACUCCAUUCGAGAUUCCUACCUUCCCCAUGUAUAAAGAGGCAUGA
Molecule: messenger RNA, 471 nt
Organism: Fusarium venenatum
Lineage: Eukaryota; Fungi; Ascomycota; Sordariomycetes; Hypocreales; Nectriaceae
Source: RefSeq, a predicted model, not a curated record